GGCUCCUCCUCCCCAGCCAUCUCCUCUGGCUCGCUCACCAACUCCGGGCCCAGCCGCGGGCGGGCGCAGGGCGGGCAGACAGCAUGCUGAGCCUCCUCAUCUGGAUCCUCACUCUCUCCGAUACUUUCUCCCAAGUGCCAGCUUUGGCUUUGCCAGGGACCCAGACUCGCUUCAGCCAGGAGCCAGCCGACCAGACUGUGGUGGCCGGACAGCGGGCCGUGCUUCCCUGCGUACUGCUCAACUACUCAGGAAUUGUGCAAUGGACCAAGGAUGGGCUGGCGCUGGGCAUGGGCCAAGGACUCAAAGCAUGGCCGCGGUACCGGGUCGUGGGCUCUGCAGACACCGGGCAGUACAACCUGGAGAUCACUGAUGCCGAGCUCUCUGAUGAUGCCUCUUAUGAAUGUCAGGCCACCGAGGCUGCUCUGCGCUCCCGGCGGGCGAAACUCACCGUGCUCAUCCCUCCAGAGGAUACUAGGAUUGAUGGAGGUCCUGUACUUCUGCUGCAAGCAGGCACCCCCCACAACCUCACAUGCCGAGCCUUUAAUGCCAAGCCUGCUGCUACCAUCAUCUGGUUCCGGGACGGGACUCAGCAGGAAGGUGCUGUGGCCAGCACGGAACUGCUGAAGGAUGGGAAGAGGGAGACCACUAUCAGCCAGCUGCUCAUUAACCCCACAGACCUGGACAUUGGGCGAGUCUUCACCUGCCGCAGCGUGAACGAGGCCAUCCCGAGUGGCAAGGAGACUUCCAUUGAGCUUGAUGUGCACCACCCUCCUACAGUGACGCUGUCCAUUGAGCCACAGACUGUGCAAGAGGGCGAGCGUGUUGUCUUUACAUGCCAGGCCACAGCCAAUCCUGAAAUCCUAGGCUACAGAUGGGCCAAGGGGGGCUUUUUGAUUGAAGAUGCCCAUGAGAGUCGCUAUGAGACAAAUGUUGAUUAUUCCUUCUUCACGGAGCCUGUGUCCUGUGAGGUUUACAACAAAGUGGGCAGCACCAAUGUCAGCACUUUAGUAAAUGUUCACUUUGCCCCUCGGAUUGUAGUUGACCCUAAACCUACGACUACAGACAUUGGCUCUGAUGUGACUCUCACAUGUGUCUGGGUUGGGAAUCCCCCCCUCACCCUCACCUGGACCAAAAAGGACUCAAACAUGGGGCCCAGGCCUCUUGGCUCCCCACCCGAGGCUGCUCUUUCUGCCCAGGUACUGAGUAACAGCAACCAGCUGCUGUUGAAGUCAGUGACCCAGGCAGAUGCUGGCACCUACACCUGCCGGGCCAUUGUACCUCGCAUAGGAGUGGCUGAGAGGGAGGUGCCACUUUAUGUGAAUGGUCCCCCCAUUAUCUCCAGCGAGGCAGUGCAGUAUGCUGUUAGGGGUGACGGUGGCAAGGUAGAAUGUUUCAUCGGGAGCACGCCACCCCCAGACCGCAUUGCAUGGGCAUGGAAGGAGAACUUUCUGGAGGUGGGGACCCUGGAACGCUAUACAGUGGAAAGGACCAACUCAGGCAGUGGGGUGCUGUCCACACUAACCAUCAACAACGUCAUGGAGGCUGACUUUCAGACCCACUAUAACUGCACUGCUUGGAACAGCUUUGGGCCAGGCACAGCCAUCAUCCAGCUGGAAGAGAGAGAGGUGUUACCUGUGGGCAUCAUCGCUGGGGCCACCAUCGGUGCAGGCAUCCUGCUCACCUUCUUCUUUAUUACCUUGGUGUUCUUCCUCUACCGGCGCCGCAAAGGCAGUCGCAAGGAUGUGACCCUAAGGAAACUGGACAUCAAGGUGGAAACAGUGAACCGUGAGCCACUCACAAUGCAUUCUGACCGGGAGGACGAUACUGCCAGCGUCUCCACAGCGACUCGAGUCAUGAAAGCCAUCUACUCAUCCUUCAAGGAUGAUGUGGACCUGAAGCAGGACCUGCGCUGUGAUACCAUUGACACCCGGGAGGAGUAUGAGAUGAAGGACCCCACCAAUGGCUACUACAACGUGCGUGCCCACGAAGACCGACCCUCUUCCAGGGCAGUACUCUAUGCUGACUACCGUGCCCCCGGCCCUGCCCGCUUCGAAGGCCGCCCCUCUUCCCGUCUCUCUCACUCCAGCGGCUAUGCCCAGCUCAACACCUACAACCGGGCCCCAGCCUCCGAUUACGGUCCAGAGCCCACAGCCCCUGGCCCAGCUACUCCAGCUGGCACCGACACAACCAGCCAGCUGUCGUACGAGAACUAUGAGAAGUUCAGCUCCCAUCCCUUCCCUGGGGCAGCAGGGUACCCCACCUAUCGAUUGGGUUACCCCCAAGUCCCACCUUCUGCCCUGGAACGGACCCCAUUUGAGGCAUAUGACCCUAUUGGCAAGUAUACCACAGCCACUCGAUUCUCCUACACAUCCCAGCACUCGGACUAUGGCCAGCGCUUCCAGCAGCGCAUGCAGACUCAUGUGUAGGGGCCAGAGCCUAGCUGGGGCAUCUCUGCGGGGCAGAGGAGAAGCUGUUCCCUGAUAUUCAGGGGCGUGCGUUGCUCAUUGCUCCUGUCCCCAACCAACCUUCCUCCUGCUGCCAUGGAAGGGGGGAAACAGGUCUCCCAGAAACACCCCAUCCAAGGAUGGUGCUGUAUGCAUGCCUCAGCCUUCUGGGCCCGCCCUUCCUCCUUCUUCAAGAGGAUGUGUGUGUUCUGACCUGCACUCACACCUGGGGAUGGGGAAAGUAAAGGUUAUGGACAGCAGAGAGGGCACUUUUAGCAUUCCCUUUCUAUCCUAACCCUGUGGUCUCCCAUAAGCGGAUGGGGGAUUCAUGUGGGAAUGGAUAGGCUUGGGCCUAGGAGACAGGACAUGUAGGGCUGAGUGGCUAUGGCACAUAUAGAUGGAAACAGGAUGGCCUGGCGAGUCCCUCUGCCAUCUGCACUUACAGCCUGGUGCAUCUCUUCUUCCUCAGGACUGCAGAAGAGACUUUAUUCUAUCUUUGUCUAUAGAACAGCCUGGCACUGAGCUCAAAUCCAGCCUUUAUUCAGCUGAGAUUAAAAUGCCAGUCAUCCUGGCUGCCCAUUAUGAACACUUGUCAGUUAGUCUGCAGAGGGAUCCAGAUGUCUCCAUUAACACUACUGCCUUUCCUUCUCCUUUAUGCGGGGCUAGCAAAAUAAGUCAGGAGGUUGUGGCAGAAGAAGGAAAGCUAGGAAUCAUUUUCCAUUUCCCCAGCAAGACAGCUCUGUGUUACCUAGCACUUUCCAGAACCCAUACUAGGGGAGCCUACCCAAACCCCAUUCUUUCCCCAGUCUGCCUCACUUAACUUAUUUGAACUCUGGAGCUUCCCUGAGGAAUUGUAGAUGAAAGGGUAGGGGUACUAUAGGCUAUUUAUCAAAGAAUAAAAUGAAAACCUCCUUUGGAAAAAUAAUAAUAAAGCAGUAGGGAUUCCCCCACCCAAAUAUAAUUUCCAAUGAAAAGGAAAGGAGGCACACAUGUUCUUCACCAGAUUUCUAACACCUUCCAUUACUUUUUCAAUUGCCAAACACUUUGAAUCCAUUUUUAAACAUUCAGGUGGUAAGAUCUUCUUGCAGUUGGGCUCUGACAGGCUUAGGGUGGGGACCUGGUUCUCAGACACCCUGUACUACCCCCAGAGGCCACCUUCCAGGGGACAUGGGAAAGGUGCUCUUUACAUGGAUUUUACUUAAGUCCUUUUCUCCUCUUUUAUCAAUCAUAUUCCCCCUUUUUGCAGUGCCUUGAGCCUUGUUGACAAGCCCUGUGUGGAAGACUUUGCUGGGACUGGGUAUUACGAGUCCCAAACACUCUGACAAGUGUUGCAGAGUUUAGGGAACAGACUGAUGAGAGGGCCUGGUAAAUGGAAGUGCAGACUGACAGCAUAAGGUGGUGCAGAGGGCACUCCAGACAGCCAUGGCCCAUGCUGACACCAUCUGCACAUGUAGGCACACAUGCACACACACAUUCUCAUGGCCUUUCUCAGCCACCACCUGAUAACCAAAAAGAACCAGUGCUACAGAGAGAAUCCAUACCUGGCCUCCCCUUCCCUAGAAGCAGGGUUUAGAGUGCAGUCCUUAUUCACUCAGUCCUGACAACACAGGUGAGGUGUUCUGUGUCAUGCCCAGAAUAUGCAUCGCCCAUGAAAUAUGCAUCUCAUGGUCACCUUUCAUUAGUUAUAUUCACUAUAGUGAGUUAAACACUCAUCAGCCAAGGGCCAUCACCACCUUUUCAAGUGGGUUUGUGGGGUGACAUUCUUUGCCACUCCUCAGCUGGUAAGAAUCAGCUAAUGCCCAGGAAUAAAGUAGCUCCAUUUCUGGCUUCACAGCUGCCUAAAGGGACUAGAGCCCCAUGGACCUACCCUUUCUGAAACAUGAUCCAGGCUCCUACCCAUAUCCACCUCUAGAAGUUGACACCUCCCUGUGCAAUCCUUUUAUGUAAGCUCAGUGAGAUGGCUUUUUAAGGAUGCAGAUUCCUCUGGGGACGUAUUCAUGUGUAUUUUGAUUAUUUUUGCAGGAGCUAGAAUCCAUGUGUAACCCAGAUAAAAUCUAAACAGAAAUAUUUCCAAACUCAUCUUUGUUCAGGGUUUGGUCAGAGUCUCUUAUUUCCCCCAUUUUGGUUAAGUGUUGGGCCUAUUCUGUUGAAACAAUGGAGAGGAGGGGGCCCAAGGUUACUAGGUAACUCAGCUGACAUUGUGGGAGCCAUUAGUUUUCUGAGCCACAAUACAGAGCUAUUGCACUGUUUUCUGUUUCUUAACACCUUAAUUGGGGCCUUCUGGGUAUCAAGCAAGUGUUGCCAUGCAAGGCACAGGGAGACAUCAGCUACCAAGGUCAUCUCUGUUCACUGCAACUGGCACUCUGGCCCAAUCAGAAUCUGCAUUGGGACCUGCCUGUUAGUCCAAGUGAAAUAAGUUUUUCUGGGGAGUGGAAGGUGCCCUUGAAUAUAGAGCUUUGUUGUCUAUAGAGCUGUAGUCCUCCAGUAUGGUGCCUCAGUACUUGAUGUGGUCACCUUGGUUGUCCUGACCACCUUUGACUAUCUUGUUUCAGUCAAGGGGUUAGCAGUCAGGAAACCUGGGACCUCAUUCUGAAGUUGUCAUUUACUGAGUGACCCUGGCCUAAUCUCUUCAUUUCCUUUUAUUUUCUGGCCUGUAAAAUGAGGGAUAAGGGUUGCACAAACCUAGAAUUGUUGUGCUCAUUCUCUGUUCAUUUGGUGAAGUGGAACAUCCUGGCCCUCCCUGGCAAGGAGUUGGGAACAGUAAGCUUAGGGAUGGAGGAGUUGAAAUGUUCCUUUGAAAGAAGCUUUCACCUCUGGUUUCAUUAUCUUAUCAGAAGUAUUGUGAAAGAAUGUCCACUUCUUGUUGACCCUAAACAGCAACAAAAAGCAUACCUUAAACCUCAGUAAAAUUAAUGUGGGGUUAUCCUUUUACCAUUGAGUAAUUGUACUCCUCCCCACUCAGAAUUCUAAUAGUUUUGCAAUGGUGUCAUGGCCAAGGCAGGGCAGGGUGACUCCUUCACUGUGUAUCCAACUUCGAUGGUGACAAAUGGGAAUAGCCACCUGCCACCUUGGUCCUCAGGAUCAUUUUCCUGGCUAGGGACCACUUACUAGGACAAGACUGCAAGGUAAGGUGUUUUAAGCCAGAAGGCAAGGCAUGACUACAGCUGAUCCCUCUGUGAAGGAGUAUGUAGGAAGAAUAGAUGGGUUCAGUAGUCAUAACAUAAACUAUAGUUCCUAAAGAGGUUCUGUGAUUCUGGGUGAGCCAUUGUUUCUUUGUGGAGGGCCUAGCCUGCAUCCUAAAUCCUGAAUCCCUCAAAGCCCACCAUAGAGUUUGAAUUAAGCAAAAACCUCAAGUCAGGAAGGAAAAUGACCAGGGAUGGGAUCAGUGCUAUUUCCUUACAAAUGUCUUGCUUGGGAUGAAAAUGGUUAGUUUGACCACCCUAUCCUAGAUACUGUGUCUUCUUUUCCCAGCAGUAGCUACUUCCCUCAUCACUUUGAGGGCAGCAUUUCUGCUUUACAGGAUGGAGCACACUGGCCAGGAAUCUCUUUGCCCUUGUCCCCCGUCACUAACCAAUUGGCACUCUAUCAGGAACCACAAGUCCUGGGCUCCUUAAAAUGGAAUGAAGUGGUCUGUCAAUAUAGGGUUUAAAGAAAAUUAUGUUAAAAGCCAAGACACCAGUUGGACUAAACUGCCUCAGUCACUGCCUCUUUUUGCUGUGUGGACAAUAUGUCCCCACUGCUGUACUACCAAGGCCACCCCAGCCUCAGAAACCCUGGCUUCUCUACCAUUUUAGUGCUGCAUGUUGAGGUAAUCAACUGAAAGGCAUUAGAGAAGAUCCUGACCUUGGUGGGACCACUGAGGAAGUGAUAAUGGAAUACUCAUGUGCACAGACCCAGGGAUAUAAUUGGAGUCUAUAAAAUUAUCAUUUAAACAUCCCAUUCCCUUCUCUGCACCCUCCCCGCCAUUACCUCUCCUUUCCUGGAGGUCAGCCUCUUUCUUAAAGGCCUAACCUUUAUCAGCUUGAUUCUGACAUUCCACCUCUAGGCUGGUGGAGAGGACAGAAAGAUGUGUGGAUUGGGAAAUGGAAGGAAGGGCAGAAUCCCAUAUUCUGGCAUCACUGUGAGAGGGAGCUCCAGGUCCUGUUCCUGGAGAAAUAUUUGCUGUGUAUACUGGGGGUUUCUUGUACAAGCCUGCCCUUUCAAAAAAAAAAAAAAAAC
Molecule: messenger RNA, 6662 nt
Organism: Phyllostomus discolor (pale spear-nosed bat)
Lineage: Eukaryota; Metazoa; Chordata; Mammalia; Chiroptera; Phyllostomidae
Gene: KIRREL1
Product: kirre like nephrin family adhesion molecule 1
Exons: 15
Coding region: 84-2426 (780 amino acids)
Biological process (GO): cell-cell adhesion
Cellular component (GO): cell-cell junction
Molecular function (GO): cell adhesion molecule binding
Source: RefSeq, a predicted model, not a curated record